Messenger RNA from Pomacea canaliculata, 5629 nucleotides. RefSeq lists its product as uncharacterized. The coding region runs from base 67 to 5370 and encodes 1767 amino acids. NCBI's taxonomy places the organism in Eukaryota, Metazoa, Mollusca, Gastropoda, Architaenioglossa, Ampullariidae. The record is from RefSeq and is a predicted model, not a curated record. Gene Ontology annotation, biological process: spliceosomal snRNP assembly. Gene Ontology annotation, cellular component: SMN complex. The transcript has 10 exons. Gene Ontology annotation, molecular function: RNA binding; ATP binding; RNA helicase activity.
UACGUUUCGGAGUCGUUCGCACGAAAGAGUUCCACGGCGUGCAGCAAGCUCAGUAACUAACCAGAGAUGUCUGUUGCCCACAAGAUUGGAGAGAGCCCAAGAACAGACGACGUCGUUAUAACAGAAUCUGUGGAUUUUGCAGGCUUGCUUUUGUCCAAAAAUGUACUCAGUGGUCUGCAAAAUUCAGGAUUUGAACGACCAUCUCCUAUACAGCUGAAGGCUAUCCCAUUGGGAAGGUGUGGACUAGAUUUGAUUGUUCAAGCAAAAUCAGGAACAGGAAAGACAUGUGUCUUUGCAGUAAUUGCUUUGGAAAGUUUACAAGUCCAGGCACAGUCAACACAGGUGCUGGUACUGGCACCAACUCGAGAAAUUGCCAUCCAGAUCUGGGAAGUCAUUAGAAGUCUGGGGAGUGCAAUACCUGGCAUGCAAUGCCAUACCUUUAUUGGAGGAAUGCCUCUUCAUGAGGACAAGAAAAAGCUGCAGUUGUGUCACAUUGCUGUUGGAACACCAGGUCGCAUCCAGAAUCUAAUAGAAACAGGGAACUUGAAGACAGAGAGCAUUCGACUGUUUGUUUUGGACGAAGCAGACAAGCUCCUGGAGGAUAGUUUUCAAGAGCAAAUCAACUGGAUCUAUUCUGCAUUGCCUGACAGCAAGCAGAUCUUGGCAUUAUCUGCCACAUACCCAGAGAGCUUGGCACAGCAUAUGACAAUGUACAUGAGAAACCCGACCUUCAUUCGUCUCAAUGUUACCGAUCCAACUUUGCUGGGAAUUAAACAAUAUUUUACCAGUGUACCUAACCAUCCACUUCCCAACAAAGUUUUUGAGGCCAAGACCGCAAGUGUGAUUCAUUUGUUAUCUAGUGUGAGCUUCCACCAAUGUCUCAUUUUUUCCAACAUGCAGACAAGAGCCCAGAACCUGGAGAGUGAACUGACUAGUUGCGGCUGGCCGACUACUUGCAUUGCUGGCAGUCUAGAGCAGAAGGAUCGUAUCAUGGCCAUGGCUAAACUGAAGUCCUAUCAAUGCCGCAUUCUCAUCUCUACAGAUUUGUCCUCAAGAGGCAUCGAUGCUGAUAAAGUUAAUUUGGUGAUCAACAUGGAUAUUCCCAAAGACCAUGAAACAUACUUGCACAGAAUUGGACGUGCAGGGCGCUUUGGGAGCUAUGGGGCAGCUGUUACCAUUAUCAGUGACGGUCAGGAACUGCUUGAUCUUCAAGCCUUGGAACAGAAAAUUUCAACCCAUAUUCCACCACUUCCAGAACCAAUACCAUGUGAUUUAGUGAAACACCAGCUGCAGGUGAAGCUGGAUGAUGUUGUCAGCACAGAGCAGUUCAUCACCCAGCCACAAAGUAAGGGUUAUGGAAUACUGGGGUUAUGCAUGUCAAUGGAAAGCCAGUCCAACAUGCAGAACCAGUCAGGAAGGCACUCCUACAAUGAGCAUACCAAUAAACUGCUCCCUGAAGCACCACUGGGGACCAUGGAGGAGGAAGAGAAGGUUGAGACUGUGAAGUAUGAAGCAGGAGAGAACAGUCAUGCAUCCUCUGUGGAAAGCACCACCUCUGAGCUCAGCUACAUACAAAAUGGUUUCCCAGAAAAGAUUGUAUCUGUUGUGCCGUCAAAAGAUGGACAUUUUGAGGUUGGUGUGAAUGGUCUGAUCGCAUCAACAGAAUCAACUGACUUCAAGAACCACAGCUCUGAUGAGACUCAUGUUGAUGAAGACGACAAAAUUGUAUUGUUGGAACCCAGUAUUGAGAACACAGACUUAGAUUUGUCUAUUGUAAAGGAACUUGUAGGUGCUGAAGAAAACUAUCCAAAGGUUUCAAGUGAAAGUAAAGAUGCUGCAAACCAGACAAAUACGACUGUUAAAGAGGACAGAGAUACAGUUGUGAUGAGCGACCCUUCUGGGGAGAGCUUAGCUGCUUCUUGCAGCUUACAGAUCAACAAUCUGGAUGAUGUGGUUGACUCAGAAGUGACAAGUGCCAAUUGUCUAUCCCUUUGUGAUGCUCAUGGGGGGCAGGUCAGAACUAUGACAGAUGAACUGAACAUCAACAUGGUUACAUUAAACAUCACCAAACAAAGUAUUUUGCCAGCUGAUUCAAGUGCCAGUGAUAAGAAUCAAGUGUCAUCAUGUAUAGAUCUUGCUCAGAAUGACAUUCAUUUGAACAGUCUGAGUUUUGCUGUUGAGACAGUAGCAAAAGACUCGUCCUCGUGUAGCAAGUUGUCUCUUGACAAAGCACAGGACGGUCAGAAGUUAGAUGAGAGUUGUCUUUCUAAAUCAAAGGGCAAGGAGACACUGGAAGAUGUGUGUUUAAACGAGACAAAGAGAAGGCAGGCAUUAGAAGAAAAGUUCUUCAGUAAGACUGAGAUGAGGAAGACAUCAGCUGAGAUUCAACUUGAUAAGGGAAAGCUAGAUCAGAGAGAGAACACAUCUGCAGAGGUUAGUAUGUGGCAUUCAUCAGAAGAUGUGGAUUCUGCAGGCGUAGGUACUGAUGGUCACAAGGCAAGGUGCAACAAUGCACCGCAAGGACAUCAAGAACAUCCAAGUGCUUCACCAGCAGAAGUGACAGGACAUCCACAAACUCAAGACUUGAACAGAGAAACUUUGGAAGGCUGUACAUUAGGCAAUGGAACAAAUGCAUCAUUGAGCAAGGUCAAAAAUAAAACAUCAAGAAUAAAUGCUGCAGCCACUUUGUGGGGGGACAUGCUGGGGAAAGAUUUCCAGGAACAAGAGAAAAGAGGAAGCAGUAACACACUCAAAGCAUUGAACGGACAAAGUAAGAAAAGUACAUUAGAUAAAGAGAACCAACCCUUGAUGACUCAUUCGAAUAACAUUGGCAAGCAAAAGACCAAAAUAUCUUCAGGAGCUUGUGCUGUUGCCAAACUUUGGGGCGACAUGCUGGGCUCAGAUUAUGGCGAUGUUAAUGAUAGUGUGGCAGAUGAGACGGUAUCAAAGUCCAGUAAACAACAUAGGGAGAGGAAACCCCAAGCAAAUAGUGCUGAUAGGGUGUCAAGAGAUUCUGAAAACAUGGAGCAGAACCUGGUUCAGGACACCCAAGACCAGAAAGGGGAGUCAAGAAGAGUUAAAGAUGGAGAAAGGAAGCAGAUCAAAAUGGAACAGUUGUCUUGGGAAAGUGAACUCGCUUUGUAUGUGGCAGCACGUGCGAAGAUGAAUGCCAGUAAGUCCAAUGACAAAGGAGAAACCAAGGAAACAGCAGAUGUUUUCAUAAGGCCACAGAAACAAGCCAGGAGACGACUUGCAGGGGUGAAGAAGAGUUCUGCAUCAGAAAAUAAUGAGAAAGCAAAUAGUGCAGAGAGCACAAGAAUAUAUUGUGAAGCAGCACAAAAUAAAGAGGAAUUGGAAGAAAAGAUCCAAAUGACAGAAACGAUAUCAGCAAAAAUAUCUCCCACCAGGAUUGCUAAGAAUUGUCUUGAUAAAGAUUCAGUCAGACUGGAUCAUUUGCCAGACACAACUGAAAAUGAAUCUGCUGCUGAAACCAUUGCAAAAAAUAUCCUGAACAGUCAAGCAAAGGAGAAAACCCAAACAGCACCUGAAGAAAAACAGCAGACCAUAAAUAACACUAUGACAGGAUUGGAUGGCCAGCAGAGUUCUGUGGUAUCCGAAGAAUCAGAUGCAGCCACUUUGGGUAGAUUGCAGGGUGUUGGCUUUAAUGAUGAUGAUUUUAGUGCAGAUAAUUCUACCAGUCCUCACAAGCUUAUGUCCAUGAAGAGUGUUUCACAAAAGAACAAUCUGCAGGAUUUUGAAAACAGAUCUUCCCAUCAUUUGGAGACCCCUGGGAUAAGAAGUAUCUUGGCCAGGCUGUCAGCAUCACACUCUACAAACUUGACUCAUAACGUGCACACCUACAGUGCAGCUCUGCAGGACUAUUCCCUCUUUCUGGAGCAGGCUUCUUCAAUUGACCCACCUUCUGUUCUCAACAUUGUGAAUGAUACCUUCCAGUCUUCUAGUGCUGUACCGUCAGCUGAUGAUUUGAAAAAGAUUUCUGAGUUUCUUCACAAUUUUCAUGGAGACAUACAGCACAGAGUGUUGUCAGAAAAUGUGGUUGCAGCAGGAUCUGACCUUCAGAUUUCAUCAGUUAAAGAAAAGGGAUUUGAUAAGGCAACACAGACUGACUGUAGUUUCUCACAUGUAAGCGGUGUUGAACUAGGACAUAGUGGAAUGUUGACACCAAAAUGUGAAUCUUGCUCAGCUGUUGUCAAGCCGAUCUUGGUCAGUCCAGUGGAACCUAUUCCUUCAGAAUGCUGUGAUGAUAAAGGCAAGGUGAAGAAUGAUGUUCAAAUCAGCCAAGGUGAAAUCCAAACAAAGAUCACUUUUCAAAGGGAGAGAGAGUUGCCAGUCUUGCCUUCAUUCAGUCCACCUAAAGGAACAAACAAACCAAAGCACGUGGAUAGAAAAAACAAAAUUGCCACAUUUCCUGCAGAAGCAAGUACUAAACAUGAAGAAUUGCCUCAGACUAUUGCUAUGAACAAAAUGAAUGCUGUAAAGGGACAAGGCAGCAAACUUCUGUUAAUGAAACACAGAGGUGAUCAGAAAGAAAGUGCACCAAACAAACAAGAACAGCCAGUUCAGGAAGGAGCUUGCGGUACUUCAAAAAUAGGAAAGAAUUUCUUGCAUAACAUGCAUACUUCUCUGCAGCUUCCAGCAAAGCAGACGACAGGUUUUCUGGAGACAGAAGCAGAGGAAUCUUUUGUCUCAAGCUUGGAUUCCUCUUCACCCAUCUCUUCUGACAAUGAAGAAACAGAAGCAACAGCUGCAGAAAAGCCAAAAGAGAGAAACACAGGUUUUUACAAAAACCGAUAUACAGAUGAACCCGCAGUGCCUAGGGUACCACCAUCUCAGAUGAGAGGCUCAGAAAACGAUGAGCUGGCUCGGAAACGCCAUGGGGCAGGCCGCAAAAGUAAAAAUUUGGUUACUGGGUGCCGACACAAUGAUACCAAAAGAUCUCAUCAGACUUGUGGUUUCUUUACAAAUGAAGUAAACCAAUACCUUGAUGCCCUGAACUUUUGGCAUGCCUGGUAUUACCAAAAACCAGGAGGAUACUCUAACAUUCCGGCACAAGUAGGUGACUGGAGGAGCCCCUAUGCAUCAGGUGCAUCCUUUCCACACUUACAUUUUCCACACAAUGACAGCAGAGCAGAUUGGUUUCAUUCCAGGUCUGUUCCUUGCUCUCCAGCUGCCUAUAGUCCAGAGGGUAAGAAUUGUAGACAUUCUCAUAAACCUCAGGAUCCUGCCACAUUAUAUGUGCAGUCUAUGUGGUCCAGAGCCAAGACCCAGCAGGAAUACAUAAGACAGAUGGUUGGCUUUUACAAGGAAAUGUCUAAAUCACAACCUUCUUUCUUUAAAAAUUCAAACUAGGCUGAAGACGGUUUGCUGCUCCGGAAUGGUUUUGCUCUGCACUUUCAGUGUUAAUGUUUGCUAUUCUUGAGCAGUGCCUUUUCUUGUCUGUGUUGUGAAGGGGAAGAGGAUGCACUUGUGCACACAGGUACAUGAUGAUGGCUCAAAUUUAUGUUCUAGUUUUUGAUGCAAGGUGAAGUGGAGACUUAUGGCACCAUUGUCUGUAACAUUUAAUUGAACUCAUUCUGUUAGGUUGCAUAAUAAACAAGAAUGAUUACAA